Molecule: messenger RNA, 1299 nt
Organism: Gymnogyps californianus (California condor)
Lineage: Eukaryota; Metazoa; Chordata; Aves; Accipitriformes; Cathartidae
Gene: CDK15
Product: cyclin dependent kinase 15
Exons: 13
Coding region: 1-1299 (432 amino acids)
Biological process (GO): protein phosphorylation
Cellular component (GO): cytoplasm; nucleus; cytosol
Molecular function (GO): ATP binding; cyclin-dependent protein serine/threonine kinase activity; cyclin binding
Source: RefSeq, a predicted model, not a curated record
AUGUUGUGUGUAAGUGCUGUCAGACCAGGAUGCUGCAGCUGCUGUUCAGAGAGAAGGGGCUCCCAACAUAUCCAGGGCCUUCAGCACAUGGAAGCAGCGCCUACAGCAGAGCUGUCGGAUGUAACCAGAGCACUCCUUCCUCUACCCUCACUGCAGCCCCCGCAGCUCCACACCUUCCAGAGUUGGAGGUACAGGACGCAGAGGCCUUGGAGUUACACUGAUCCUUUCCAGGAGCAGGAUGUUGUGGAGAGGUUCAAAUGGCAGAGACAAGGCAUCCCAUUUGGAGCUGCGACAUCCUAUGUACAUCUAGAGAAGCUAUGUGAAGGAUCUUGUGCAACUGUGUACAAGGGGAUCAGCAGGAUCAACAGCCAGUUGGUGGCGUUGAAAGUGAUCAGGCUGGAGGCAGAGGAGGGAGUGCCCUUUACAGCCAUUCGGGAAGCUUCUCUUCUCAAGCAUUUGAAACAUGCCAACAUUGUACUGCUUCAUGACAUUAUCCAGACCAAGGAGACACUAACAUUUGUCUUUGAGUACAUGCACACAGAUCUAGCACAGUACAUGGGCCAGCAUCCUGGAGGACUUCAUUCGUGCAAUGUUAUGCUCUUCAUGUUCCAGCUUUUGCGCGGCCUGGCUUACAUCCACCAACAACACAUUCUUCACCGUGAUCUGAAACCCCAGAACUUGCUCAUCAGUUGCCUUGGUGAGCUCAAAUUAGCUGACUUUGGCCUUGCUUGUGCCAAGUCCAUCCCCAGACAGACAUACUCCUCUGAAGUGGUAACACUCUGGUACCGUCCUCCUGAUGUGUUGCUUGGAGCUACAGAUUAUUCUUCUGAUCUAGAUAUCUGGAGUGCAGGCUGUAUAUUUGUUGAAAUGAUCCAGGGCCAGCCAAUAUUUGCAGGAACUUCUGGUACUCAUGAACAGCUGGUGAAGAUCUGGGCGGUAUUGGGGGUCCCAACUGAGGACACCUGGCCAGGACUUUCCAAGCUCCCCAACUAUAACCCAGAACUGGUUGCUUCCAGGAGACCUCAGAGACUCCGAGUCAUCUGUGACAGGCUGAGCAGGGUGCCAGCAGCGGAGGAUUUGGCAUCCAGGAUGCUUACAGCCUUCCCUCGAGGCCGGAUCUCUGCGCAAGAUGCGCUUCUUCAUGGCUUCUUCAGCCCUCUGCCUCCUCAGCUCUAUCAGGUUCCUGCUGGACAAUCAGUGCUCACAGUUCCAGGAGUGAGACUGCAACCUGAAAUCUGUGACCUGUUUGCUUCUUACCGAAAAGGCCAUCUCUCAGGAGGUUCAAGCAAGUUUUGGUAG